AUGAUCGAGACGAUUGGAACAAUAGACCACGACGUAAUUUUGGGUUGGAGGAAGAUCGCGAGAGAAGACCCCGACGAAGUGGCGAUGUCGACCGCUGGGAUAGCAGAGAUUCCAAGGAACAGCGCGAUCAACAAGAUGGAGGUGAGCGUACAAAUCGAGAUAGGGAGCAAGGAAGAUUCCCAGGUCGUCGCGAUACUCUUGGCAGGCAAAGACAUGACCAAAAUUGGCAUCGUGAUGGAAACGCGCAAGACGCGGGUGACUUGGAGGAAGACAAGACUCCCAUCAGAAAUCGCGAAUGGCGUCGAGGAAGAUUUUCAACGAUGGAAAGAGAGAAUGAAAGCUGGGGCUGCUCAAGCUUCCAGCGAUGCUCAGAAAGAGACGACCCUGGAACCCCCUAAAGAAGAACCAAAGCACCUCGAGAGCAAGCCGGCUGAUGGAGAGAUGUUUAGCAACCUUGGUCCAUCUUUCCAGGCCGAUCCUGGUCUGGACAACUUUUUCGGACUCUGGGGAAAGCGUAAAACCACUCAGGAUGAAUCCGUCUCAGAGAAUGUUGGCGCUGAGUCGAAGAAGGAAGUCCCCCCCGCGUUGAAACCAACGAAAUCUUCGAGAUUCGCUGGCUUUUUUAGCACACAGAGUGAAACCAAGGAUGUUGAACCUCCUCAGCCGAGCGCGCCCCGGCCCUCUUCAACUGAUGCCGACCAGGAAGGUUUUCAACGCAUUCUUCAAAUGCUUGGUGGUAAUAAAUCAAGAAAUGCCACCCCCCAAGUUGAGGAAUCCAACCAACCUCGCGCACAACACAUGCAAGCCGCCACCAGGAUUAGAAAAUCUAGUCGCUCAGAAGAAACCAAGCAGCGCAGGGACAGAAGACUCCUUUAUACAUUGACGAUCCUGCUAUUGCUAAUUUCCGCCGGGCUGAUGCAAAUGAUCCGCGAAAUCAACUUAGACGAAGACCCACUGCCGGGCCAACUGGAUAUUUCGACGAGAUGCCGUAUCCUGGCGUUUCAAGCGGAAAUCACACUCCAAACAACCCUCCUGGGCUCCGUCCUCAAGGUCCACCACAGCCACUCAUGGGUAUUCAACGGCCUCCUGGUCUCGAGCAAGUCAAUUCCGCCGGCUGGCCUAAUCAACAAAUCCCACAACAAGGGAACUCCAACCAGAUGA
Messenger RNA from Uncinocarpus reesii 1704, 1161 nucleotides. RefSeq lists its product as uncharacterized. The transcript is spliced from 4 exons. Bases 1 to 1161 code for a protein of 386 amino acids. Lineage: Eukaryota; Fungi; Ascomycota; Eurotiomycetes; Onygenales; Onygenaceae. The record is from RefSeq and is a predicted model, not a curated record.